AUGAGCAAGCCAAAGACAGCAGUUCCAAGUCUCUCUCCAAGUAAGGAGAUUAUGGAAUUGAAAUCACUAAAGCGCCAGCGAACUGUUGCGAAAAAUAGUAUAGUGCGCAUAAAAACGGGUCUCCUCGAUAAAACAAUGUCGUUAGAUCCAAUUGAAUUGGAGUAUCGACUGGACAUUUUGAACUCUCAUAGCGAUAAGCUUAUGAAGUGUCAGUCGAAAAUUGAAGAAAUCGACGAGGAAGACAUAGCCCGUGGGGAGUUAGAGGACCUAAUAGUGGAAACUAAGUCCGUUAUAAAAUCUAUUCUGGCGAGAAAUAAAUCGUCAAUAGCCGAAACAUCAUUUGUUGCACCUCACAGCUCGCGACUACCGAAAAUGUCGCUACCGAAAUUUAAAGGGGAAUAUUCAGAAUUUAAAAAUUUUAUGAGUCUGUUCGAGAGUUUGGUGCACAACGAUCCUACAAUCCCAGAAAUUGAGAAAUUUAAUCACUUGGUUAACUGUCUGUCUGGUGAAGCUUUGGGAACGGUAAAGGCCUUCCAAAUGUCGGACGAAAAUUAUUCGAAGGCGUUGGCUAGUCUCAAAAAAGUUUAUGACAAUAAAUGCUUAAUAUUUUUCGACACAAUUUCCAAACUUUUUGAACUGCCAACUAUCCCAAAGCCAUCUGCGCUUUCAUUGCGCACAAUGAUUGAUACAGUGUCGGCUGUUUACGACUCGUUGCUGUCGUUAGGUGACGAGAAAAACAUCACAAACGCUAUCAUAAUUCAUCUGGUAAUGUCAAAAGUUGACACCGUUACUCGGUCAAAGUGGGAGGAACAGUUGGAUUAUGAUAAGCUGCCAUUAUGGCGUGAGUGUGAGGCAGCAUUAAAUAAACGCUACCAACAUUAUCUGCCGAUGAAGCCUCAACGUCGAGGCUCAAGCCGUCAAGCAGUCACAGCAUUCAGAAACCCCACCUUCAUGCGGGAAGGACGAAAGCUGCCUUAG
Anastrepha obliqua is the source of this 978-nucleotide messenger RNA. RefSeq lists its product as uncharacterized. The transcript has a single exon. Lineage: Eukaryota; Metazoa; Arthropoda; Insecta; Diptera; Tephritidae. Bases 1 to 978 code for a protein of 325 amino acids. The record is from RefSeq and is a predicted model, not a curated record.